UCUUGCGUGUAUGAGCUGCACAUUAAAACGACCAUGUGUCGCGUUUUUGGUCUAUAGCCGGGUUGCGCAUUUAACAGUUACUGUAUGGCAGCUCCAACAUGAUGACUUACCAGGUGAAUGCAUCGCUACCUACCGCAAAGGCUUUAACAUCAGAGAGAAGCUCAAAUUACAGCCAGCGCGGCCCUGAUGCGGCUACAUAUCCAACAUACCGGGACUUCGGGAUGAGAACAGGUGGAGGACAAGCAGUUGUCAGACAAAACGGUCAUCCAAGGAGGAAACUGCCUGAGAUUCAACCCCUGGACAAGUCAAGGGACUGGAAAACCUUGGUUGGCGGCAUCAUAGUUGCAGGGUCACCUAACUUGGCCAAAGAUGAUGGACUGGGAACAGAGAACAAUGAUCCGGAGAGGGACAUCUGUGGGAGACACUUCCUUUUUGAUAAAAAAUGUGCGAGAUUAGAACGGACCAGGACUGUGAUUCCCCCGCUAACGAGAGACUAUAACAUCCACAGAACUGGCAACCUGCAUCCCUUCAGUCUCUCCAAGGAGCUUUCCCACAGCCAUGCCGGGCGGCCUUUGAACCUGAGCUACCCUGAAAGAUAUGAAGUGAAUACAACUCCAGCCAUCCUCUUUCCCUCCACCUUAGUUCUUAACGGCAGAAACACCUUCUCAGUGGAAAGCUGCAAGCUCAGCAGGCCCAAGGUGAAUUAUCCAACCUACAACCUACUGACUGUUAAAGACAAUCAAAAGAGCCAGUCUUACCCAGACCCGGUGGUCGGAGCCUCUCGUUCUUUCAUCCACAGGAUAUCUGAGCUGUCCUCCUUGGAGGGCGACACGGUGAGACAAGAAAAGCUCAAGAAAAUGAAGAAACCUAAAAAACCUCCAUCCUGACAAUCAACUUCCUCCCAGUCACACUGGUCAAGGAUCAAAACCCUCGAAUCUGUGCCAACGACAGAUGAACUAAAUAAAACA
Molecule: messenger RNA, 968 nt
Organism: Plectropomus leopardus (leopard coralgrouper)
Lineage: Eukaryota; Metazoa; Chordata; Actinopteri; Perciformes; Serranidae
Gene: c21h8orf89
Product: chromosome 21 C8orf89 homolog
Source: RefSeq, a predicted model, not a curated record